GUCAGACCUCAGGGACAGAGAGAGGAGUGAAGGCACACUGAAGACAGCAGAGAAGAGGAACUUUAUCAAGAGUGAACCAUGAGGACGCUGCUGCUGCUGUGUCUGUGUGUGACAUUCGCCUGGGCUCAGGAUAACCUGGACUAUGACGACUAUGACACGGACACCAGCUCACCAACAAAGAAUAAGACAGCGCCUGUAGAUGCUCGUGGUCACCGUCCAGUGAUGAAGGGCAGGGACAGGUACAACCCUAACCGCUAUGCCCCACCCCCUAUCAGCGGGGGCGGAAGGUACCGCGGCCGCCCCACCGCCGCUCCGGUCGCAGGACAGGUUAAGGAGAAGGAGCCACAGCCGGAUGCCGGAGGAUGCACACACGCCUCAGAGGAGAUGGGUGUUUUGUGUCCCAACGGCUGCGAGCUGAAGACCACUCUGCUGAAGAUGGAGAAGAACGUCAAGACGAGCAUUAAUGAACUCAAGCCUCAGGUGGAUGAGUUGUCCCGAUCCUCCAACUCAGUCUACAACUACGUCAAGAGCCUGUCCGUCUCUCUGAGGGAGAGGCAGAGAAUCAUCAACAACAACAACAGGGUGGUCGGUGAUUACACUGAUCGAGUGGAGGAGCAACACGCCUACAUCAAGGAGACGGUGGACACUUUGUUCCCCUCCAACAUCAGAGUGCUACAGGGGGUUCUGGACAAGAUCAAGCUAAAGAUCCAGAAGCUGGAGAAGGCCAUCCAGGCCCAGAGGGAGGAGUGCAAGGAGCCAUGCAAGUCCAAAUGUCCCAUACCGGUGGUGUCUGGUAAGGAGUGUGAAGACAUCUUCCGCCGUGGAGGAAAAGACUCCCAGAUGUACAUGAUCCAGCCCGACUCCUUCUACCCUCCAUACAAGGUCUUCUGUGAUCAGACAUCCCAGAAUGGAGGAUGGCUUCUCAUCCAGAACAGGCUCGAUGGCAGUGUUGACUUUGGCCGCCGCUGGGACGAAUAUCGCCGCGGUUUUGGCAACAUUGCAUUUGAUGUUGGCAAGGGUCACUGUGAGACUCCCGGUGAAUACUGGCUUGGCAAUGACCGUAUUAGUCAGUUGACCAAGAUGGGCCCCACUGAGGUUCUCAUUGAGAUGGAGGACUGGACAGGAGCCAAGGUCCACGCCCAGUAUCAGCAGUUCACCAUCCAAUCAGAGACCUCCAACUUCGUGCUGGCGGUCGAUGGUUACAGUGGCACUGCUGGCAACGGUUUCCUGGAGGGAUCCACAGAACUGUUUGGUGAAAACCGCACGAUGACCAUUCACAACGGCAUGAUGUUCAGCACCUACGACAGAGACAAUGACAACUGGCUCCCCGGGGAUCCUUCCAAACAGUGCGCCAGGGAGGACGGAGGGGGCUGGUGGUACAACCGCUGCCACUCAGCCAAUCCCAACGGCCGUUACUACAUAGGCGGAGCCUACACGCACCAAAUGGCCAAGCACGGCACAGACGACGGCGUGGUGUGGAUGAACUGGAAGGGGAGCUGGUAUUCCCUGAAGGCCAUCAGCAUGAAGAUCAGGCCGUUCUUUGCCUCCAGAUAAUCGUGCCGCAUCGCGUCGACACAUGACACGUACAGGAAACUGCCAAAAUAAAAGACUCCAGAGUGUGGUGUGUCUGUGUAACAUUCAACUGGUACUCAAGUGUGUCCUUUAUUUUAGCAGUAGCUGUUAUGUUGAUGGACACACACUCACGUUCACACACAACUGAAACCAGGAGUGUGCUGAAAACGACCAGUAAUAAAUGAACAUGCAGCAUUAAGCUUAGAAAUAAAGUGAAAUAAUAACCUGUCAGAUAAAAAGAUGAAGAGAAACAUGGUUGUUGUUGUGAGUGAAUGUGCUGUGAGCUGUCCUCUCUCGUUAUGUGUGACGUCUUCAGUGUGCACUAGGACGAGUUGCUGUCAACUGUCCUCCGCUACUCAAUAAACACAUUGAGCAACAUA
Molecule: messenger RNA, 1952 nt
Organism: Epinephelus moara (kelp grouper)
Lineage: Eukaryota; Metazoa; Chordata; Actinopteri; Perciformes; Serranidae
Gene: fgb
Product: fibrinogen beta chain
Exons: 13
Coding region: 79-1554 (491 amino acids)
Biological process (GO): blood coagulation; protein polymerization; platelet activation
Cellular component (GO): fibrinogen complex
Molecular function (GO): signaling receptor binding
Source: RefSeq, a predicted model, not a curated record